Molecule: messenger RNA, 807 nt
Organism: Enterospora canceri
Lineage: Eukaryota; Fungi; Microsporidia; Enterocytozoonidae
Source: the annotation of a GenBank genome assembly
AUGAACAUUUUCCCUAACAUUCUGCUCCUAACAAAUGGCGUAGACUGCAAGGCAGCUGGAGCGUACAGGGCAAUGAACAGAAUCACCCUGAUAGAGCCAUUCGUGAAUGAGAACGGCAAGAAUGACACAUUCGUGUAUGAUGGAGACUACGUUGUUUCAUGCAAGGGAUACUCCAAUUUCAUCCAACUUGGCUACUACACAUCACAGUCAAAUGGCAUUGUUCAGACGAGGGAGCCAUUCAAGAAGAAGAACUUCAAGUUUGAGAUCUAUUUCACGCUGGACAGCGUACAGAAAGGCGGAAAUGGGUUUGGAUUCUGGGUCAGCUCCAAACUGACUUCAGGUGGAUUCUACGGCAGAAACAAGGACUACAAGGGAUACGGGGUGUGUGUGAGCACCAAGGGGACUCCUUACGUCCAAUUUAUGAACAGCAACAAUCAGCGGAGCAAGAAGAUCACGCUCAAGGACCCAACUGGAUCACAUGUGAUCAUAUUUGAGAAUCAGCAUCCAAAUCUGAGGGUUCUCUACAAAAGCAGCAAAUCGAACAAGAAGGAGCUGCUUUGGGCUGGAAGCACGAACGUGGAGCCAACAUUCGUCCUGGGUGCCAGCGCACACACUGGUGGAUCCCAGACUGUGCUCAGGGUCUUCUCUCUCUUUGGGUCUGCGAUGCGUGGAAUUGAGGAGACAUUCGUGCCAAGUGAGCAGCAGAAGUCGUCUCCAGUCGUGAUGAUCCUUGGAAUCAUCUCAAUUUGUGUCCUAAUUUACUACUUGUACACAAAACAGAAUAAGCCAAGAGAAUUGACCAAUUAG